UUAAAAAGGAAAAAAAAAAAUCAGCGAAUUCGCUCACCGGAAUCCGGACCCGCCUAGACUGGUCCGGAGAAAUCGCACCGUGUUAUAAACCUCCGAAUCGCCGUCGGCGUGAUUAAAAAACACCAAGACAGAAAGAGGACCGGAAAACAGGGACCGUUCUGACAGGGAGAGGGGGAAUUUUUUCUGAAAAAUAGCCCCCUCGAUCUCCGAUCACCGUUCCGGUGAACCUAGGAGACGGCAGAGAGGGAAGAUCCUCGAAUUGGCGCAUAUGUGUCAAGGAUUCUCAUUUUUUGAUGCGCCGAUCGAAUGCCCGGACAGCGAGCAAUAGCACCGACGAGGUGAGAAAGGACGACUAUCGCGAAAUGGAUGCCGUCAAGCUCCAGUUCCGGCCUCCCCGAUCCGCUUUCCGGAACCCUGCCCGGAACAGCCAGAAAUCGAAACUCAUAUUCUAUGUUUCGGUUGUGUUACUUCUAGCGUUUUUUUGUUACAUUUUCGUUUUCUCUAAAAAUAUUAGAGCUAGAUAUGCGGUAAAGACGAAUUACGGGAUUGUGAUCGAUGGCGGAAGUACGGGAACGAGGAUACACGUGUUUGAGUACGAGGUCAGGAAUGGGAAGCCGUUGUUUGAUUUUGGGGAAAAAGGUUUACAUUCGAUGAAGGUGAAUCCGGGGCUUUCGGCGUAUGCGGAGGAGCCGGAGAUGGCGGCACCGGCGAUUGCUGAAUUGGUGGAGUUUGCGAAGAAGAAGGUGCCGAGGAAAUUUUGGGGCAGAACAAAAAUUCGGCUCAUGGCUACUGCAGGGAUGAGGUUAUUGGAGUCUGAGGUGCAGGACAGGAUUCUGAAUGUAUGCCGGAAGGUCUUGAGGGAUUCUGGUUUUAUAUUCCGGGAUGAUUGGGCUUCUGUUAUAUCAGGCUCUGAUGAAGGGGCAUAUGCUUGGGUUGUUGCUAAUUAUGCCCUUGGAACUCUUGGUGGCAAUCCUCAGCAAACAACAGGAAUUAUUGAACUUGGUGGCGCGUCAGCUCAGGUUACCUUUGUUUCUAGCGAGCCUUUUCCCCCGGAAUACUCAACUAAAAUUAAGUUUGGGAAUCAUACUUACAGCCUUUACAGUCACAGCUUACUUCAUUUUGGUCAGAAUGUUGCAUUUGACUCAUUGCGGGAGUCCCUAACUGCAAGAGGGAAUGAUCUAGCUAUUGACUCCCUUCAAAGUGCUAAAGCAAUGGAUCCUUGCACCCCUAGAGGGUAUGCACGUGAAACAGAACCAUGGUUAUUUUCCCCUAGUUAUUCUGCUGAAAAGAGUAGAUAUCUAUCAACACUGAAUCCCAUUGGUAACUUCACUGAGUGCCGAUCUGCUUCGCUGUUGUUGUUGCAGAAAGGCAAAGAAAAGUGCCCACAUAAAAGUUGCGAUGUUGGUUCAGCAUUUAUACCAAAGCUACAGGGAAGAUUUUUGGCUACUGAAAAUUUCUUCCAUACUUCUAAGUUCUUUGGAUUGUCCCCAAAGGCAUUUCUUUCUGAAAUGAUGGUUGCUGGGAAAAGAUUUUGUGAAGAAGAUUGGUCAAAGUUGAGGACGGAAUACCACUCACUAGCAGAGGAGGAUAUGCUUCAUUAUUGCUUCUCCUCAGCGUAUAUCGUGGCCUUACUUCACGACAGUCUUGGAAUUGCUUUAGAUGAUGAAAGGAUUGGAUACGCUAAUCAAGCGAACAACAUCCCCCUUGACUGGGCACUAGGAGCAUUCAUCUUGCAGAGUAACUCCGAUCUGGAUGAAGAGUCCUCCAAGUGGUUUGCAUUCAUGUUCGGUGAUGACUUGUCUAUUUCAAUACUCGUGCUUGGCAUUUCCAUUUUGUUGAUUUUUGUGACAUUGUAUGUAAGGAAGUGGAGAAAUCCUCAGUUGAAGACUGUGUAUGAUCUGGAGAAAGGAAAGUAUAUAGUUAAACGCGUUUCUAGGUACUCAUAGCUUAUCUCCUCCUUCAAUAGGAGAGACUAAACGCGAUCCCAAGGAGGACACGAUCCAAUUGGACUGGACAUCACCCAUUCACCCCCGCCCUUUUUUGCCUGCCCGAUUCAGUCGAAGCCAUCCGUGCAAAAGGGCUUAUUUUAUGGACACAAAACUAAGUUGUUGUAGAUAGUAUAGACAGCAGAAUGUAGGGAGAAGCAUGCUGUGACUGUUGAGGAUAAAUGGAUAAUUGGCCUGUGUAUUCAAAUAGUGUUACUGUAUAAUGUUUACUUCUGUGAAUUCAUUUCCAUAUUGAGUGUCAUUAUAUACACUAUCAAUACGGAAUGUUCUUUUUUGA
Molecule: messenger RNA, 2283 nt
Organism: Ipomoea nil (Japanese morning glory)
Lineage: Eukaryota; Viridiplantae; Streptophyta; Magnoliopsida; Solanales; Convolvulaceae
Product: probable apyrase 6
Exons: 8
Coding region: 294-1946 (550 amino acids)
Biological process (GO): nucleoside diphosphate catabolic process
Cellular component (GO): membrane
Molecular function (GO): nucleoside diphosphate phosphatase activity
Source: RefSeq, a predicted model, not a curated record